AUGUAUGACUCCAUAUUUAGCCUUGAUACGGGUCUACAGACGGAGUAUGGAAAACCCCCACUAACCCAGCGCAUCAACGCCUAUGCACGCACGCUCCUCGAAGAACCAUACAGCCACUCACGACGGGUCCACCACAUCGGGUUCGCGUUCAAACGGUGCCGAUUCCCGUUUGCGGCUUGGGACUUUGACGAGACUUUCUGCCUGGCUUGUUUGUUGCAUGAUAUUGAGACCACGGAGGCUAAUAUCACCAGACUGAAUUUUGAGUUCUUCGGCGGUGUGUUGGCAUUGCGUGUCUUGCAGAAUGAUACUCGUUAUGUCCAAGACGAAGACGGGGCUGAUGUAGGUGUCCCUGGCCGUGAUCGGGGAACCUAUACUUGCUUUGGUGAGGCGAUGGCCCCGCGUGAACAGGCUAAGAGCGUGGAGGCGAUCAUUCAACAGGAUUUGUCGCUCGUUGGUAGCAUCACUGCUGUGGGAAAGUUAUUGCAGCUAGCGACGAGGUUUGAUAACAUCGGCGCAUACCUAGAUCUCGUUCAUGCAGAUACUAUCAAGGAUUCCUCGACGCAUUUCCCGCGUAAGCGCUGGAGCCUUUGCAGCCACGACGAGAAUAGACUCAAGCCUUGGGGACGUACCACCCCUCUAGGCGAGGAAUUCCCCGCCAAUGUGCCGGGCAAUACGCCGAUAGCGCCAUAUGAGUGGUUGUGCUCGCUUGACUAUAUUUCAGUGUAA
Molecule: messenger RNA, 726 nt
Organism: Penicillium robsamsonii
Lineage: Eukaryota; Fungi; Ascomycota; Eurotiomycetes; Eurotiales; Aspergillaceae
Product: putative urea hydro-lyase/cyanamide hydratase
Exons: 4
Coding region: 1-726 (241 amino acids)
Source: RefSeq, a predicted model, not a curated record